Messenger RNA from Phyllopteryx taeniolatus (common seadragon), 6079 nucleotides. It is a transcript of the gene acox1, whose product is annotated as acyl-CoA oxidase 1, palmitoyl. The record is from RefSeq and is a predicted model, not a curated record. Bases 136 to 2121 code for a protein of 661 amino acids. Gene Ontology annotation, molecular function: FAD binding; fatty acid binding. Lineage: Eukaryota; Metazoa; Chordata; Actinopteri; Syngnathiformes; Syngnathidae. The transcript is spliced from 14 exons. Gene Ontology annotation, biological process: very long-chain fatty acid metabolic process; fatty acid beta-oxidation using acyl-CoA oxidase; lipid homeostasis. Gene Ontology annotation, cellular component: peroxisome.
UCCGGGUUUGUGCCAUGUGACCUGACGUCACCCACCUCUGCCCAGCGACGGACCGAGCAGGUCGCCUCAGUUACUGCACGGGUCAAAUCUCACAAACGCGCGUCGCUCUCAUUCGAUUCGCUUUGAGCUCCAAACAUGAACCCCGACAUACUCAACGAGAGGCAGAAGGCGACCUUUGAUGUCGAGAAACUCACCAACAUUUUGAACGGAGGCCUCGAGAAGACCAAGAGGAGACGAGAAAUCGAGUCAAUGGUCCUGAACGACCCAGGCUUUGAGGAGGAGGACCCAAACUUCCUGUCCCGCAGUGAGCGCUAUGACCAAGCUGUUAGAAAGAGUGCUCAAAUGAUCCUCAAGUUGAGGGAGUAUGGCAUUGCGGACCCAGAGGAGAUCUACUGCUAUAAGAGCUGCGUGCACCCAGGCAGGCCCGAUCCCUUUGAUCUGCAUCUCGGAAUGUUCCUGCCCACGCUGCUCAACCAGGCCACGUCAGAACAAAUGGACCGAUUCUUCAUGCCUGCCUGGAACCUAGAGAUCAUCGGCACCUACGCUCAGACUGAGAUGGGCCACGGCACACACCUCCGAGGACUGGAGACCACUGCCACAUAUGACCCAGCCACACAAGAGUUUAUCCUUAACAGCCCCACUGUCAGCUCCAUCAAAUGGUGGCCAGGAGGUCUUGGUAAGACCUCAAACCACGCAAUUGUACUUGCCCAGCUGUAUACUCGGGGAAAUUGCCACGGUCUACAUGCUUUCAUCGUACCUAUCCGUGACAUGGACACACACAAACCAUUGCCAGGUAUUGUUGUUGGGGAUAUUGGACCCAAAUUUGGUUUUAAUGAAGUUGACAAUGGCUUUUUGAAACUUGACCAUGUGCGGAUACCACGGGAGAACAUGCUCAUGAAGUACGCCAAGUUGGACCCAGAUGGCACCUACGUCAAGCCGCCUAGUGCUAAGCUGACUUAUGGCACCAUGGUUUUCAUCCGUUCCAUGAUUGUAGGCGAGUCCGCUCGGGCCCUCGCAAAGUCCAGCACCAUCGCCAUCCGCUACAGCGUUGUCCGCCACCAGUCUGAAAUCCGGCCUGGAGGGCCAGAGCCUCAGAUCCUUGACUACCAGACGCAGCAAUACAAACUUUUCCCUGUGCUUGCUAUGGCCUAUGCCUUCACCUUUGUUGGGCAGUACAUGAACCAAAUGUACCACCGCAUCACUGGAGACAUCAACCAGGGGGACUUCAGUGAGCUGCCAGAGCUCCACGCUCUGUCUGCUGGUCUGAAGGCUUUCACCACGUGGGCAGCCAACUCUGCCAUUGAGGUUUGCCGCAUGUCAUGCGGAGGUCACGGCUACUCGCGCAGCAGUGCCUUGCCGGACAUAUAUGUUGAAUUCACCCCAACCUGCACCUACGAGGGAGAAAACACAGUCAUGAUGCUGCAGACCGCGAGGUACUUGAUGAAGAGCUACAGGCAGGCUAGAGCAGGUCAGCGGCUGCAUGGCAUUGUAUCAUACCUGAAUGAGUCAGAGCAUCAAAGAAUUCAACCACAGCUUGUCGCCGCAAGAUCGACUGGGCUCGAUAUUAAUGACCUGUCCAGCCUGGUGGAGAUCUACAAACUACGAGCCGCCACUCUGGUAGAGCUGGCAGCCAAGAGCAUCCAGAAGGAGCUGCAACACAAGAAGAGCCAAGAGGAUGCCUGGAAUAAUAGUGCUAUCGACCUGGUCCGAGCCUCUGAUGCUCACUGCCACUAUGUGGUAGUGAAGCUCUUCGCUGACAAAUUGGGGGAGAUUGAUGCUGCCACCAUACAUUCAGUGCUGUUGACGCUUGCUCGCCUCUAUGCACUUCAUGGCAUCUCGAACAACUCUGGAGACUUUCUUCAGGCUGGACUUUUGAACGGGUCCCAGAUGCUGCAGAUUACUACUUGUAUCAAGGAGCUGCUUUCUGAGCUGAGGCCAAAUGCUGUGGCAUUGGUAGAUGCCUUUGAUAUCCAUGACAGGAUGCUGAAUUCUGUCUUAGGGCGAUACGAUGGGAAUGUCUAUGAGCACAUGUUUGAAUGGGCCCGUCGCUCACCCUUGAACUCUACAGAGGUGCACGAGUCCUAUCAUAAGUAUCUGAAGCCCCUGAGGUCCAAACUGUGAGCUGAGCCGCACAUUCUGAUAGCGACCAUUUCUGCUUGUAGAUAUGAAAUGGACUAAUUCUUCAUUUCAAACCCCAACAAGUCUAUUGACUUUGAUCUCAUCUCAUUUAGACUCGCCUGUAUUCUUUGGAUGAAUUCCCCGUCUUAUUUAAUGAGGGGAAGAGACGUUUUUGACUGUCUAAAUCAUUCUUUUUUUUUUUUUUUUUUUUUUUAUAAAUUGAUUUAAAAUUGUUUAUAUACAUGAUGAGCAAUUAUAGAUUUCCAUGUCUUAAAAAAAGAAUCCACUCACAUGCAUCAAACAUAUGUCCAUGAAAGUUCAAAUUUAUCUAAUUAUGUAAUGCGUUAAAAAAAAAGAAUCCACUCACAUCCAUGAAAUGUAUUUCCAUGAAACUUCAAAUUUAUCUAAUUAUGUAAUACUUCAUGUCUUGUCCAUUCUUUUGUAGCCUGAUGGCAUUUUUUUGUUUUUCCUAAAAAGAACAAAACACAACUAUGAAUAUUACGUAACCCUCCCUGCACCAAAAACUGUUUUGUUUAUUUUCCCAUAGACUGGGCUGUUUGUAAUUUUAUUGCAAGGACACAAUAUUGCCUUGUCAUUCAGUGGGGGGAAAAUUCAUGUAAGUUAAUGUUGCAACAGACAUUUUAUGUGCAUGUUGCCUGAAGCAAAUUAGAACAGCUUCACCUCAGAAACGAUUUGACCUUUUACUUCCUAAAAUCUGUUAUUUCAGAGGGUUUCAGGUUGCUGGUUUACCUUUGUUUUGGCACAGUGUUUGUAGGCCUAUUGAAACUAUUUAGCCACAGUGAGUCUACAAUGCACACUAAGAUGUAUUGCUAUCACAAAGUAAACGUAAAAAUUAAAAUGAGCACGACCACAUUUUUGCUUGUGUGUAUGGAAGGCUGAGCUCAAUCUAGAGUUGAAAGGCAUUGUAAAAGAUCCAAUAUGGGCUUUACCGAACCACUUAAUAAAUAAAGGCACGUGAGGUGUUAUGUUCCUAAUGGGCUCUUUGCAAGUGAUCUCCCUCGUUGCAGAAAUACGGUUGGAUCUUUUCCAGUUUUGAAAAAUUGUGCUAUUCUAAAGCCUGUGUUUACAGGACUUGCCCAAACUAACCAUCACAGACGUACGUACGUAUUUCUAAGUCCUCCUCUAAAAGACUAAGCAGGAAUUAUUAGGAUGCAGACUUUCAACUCCCUCCAAAGACUUUCCAUGGGGUUGAGAUCUGGAGACUGGGUAGGCCACUCCAAGACCUUGAAAUGCUUCUUACGAAGCCACUCCUUCGUUGCCCGGGCAGUGUGUUUGGGAUCAUUCUUCUUUUCCUUUCGGCUUGUCCCGUUAGGGGUCGCCACAACGUGCCAUCCUUUUCCAUGUAAGCCUAUCUCCUGCAUCCUCUUCUCUAACACCAACUGCCCUCAUGUCUUUCUUAACGACAUCCAUCAACCUUCUCUUUGGUCUUCCUCUACCUCUCUUUCCUGGCAGCUCCAUCCUCAUCAUCCUUCUACCAAUAUGCUCACUAUUUCUCCUCUGGACGUGUCCAAACCAUCUGAGUCUGCUCUCUCCAACUUUGUCUCCAAAACAUCUACCUUUGGCUGUCCCUCUGAUGAGCUCAUUUCUAAUUUUAUCCAACCUGGUCACUCCAACCUCAACAUCUUCAUUUCCGCCACCUCCAGCUCUGCUUCCUGUUGUAUCUUCAGUGCCACUGUCUCUAAUCCGUACAUCAUGGCUGGCCUCACCACUGUUUUAUAAACUUUGCCCUUCAUCCUAGCAGAGACUUUUCUGUCACACAACACACCUGACACCUUCCUCCACCCGUUCCAACCUGCUUGGACCCGUUUCUUCACUUCCUGACCACACUCACCAUUGCUAGGGACUGUUGACCCCAAGUAUUUGAAGUCCUCUACCGUUGCUAUCUCUUCUCCCUGUAGCUUCACUCUUCCCCCUCAACCCCUGUCAUUCAUGCACAUAUAUUCUGUUUUACUUCGGCUAAUCUUCAGUCCUCUCCUUUCCAGUGCAUUCUUCCAUCUUUCCAACUGUUCCUCCACCUGCUCAAUGCUUUCACUGCAGAUCACAAUGUCAUCUGCAAACAUCAUGGUCUAUGGGAAUUCCAGUCUAACUUCAUCUGUCAGCCUAUCCAUCACCACUGCAAACAGGAAAGGGCUCAGGGCUGAUCCCUGAUGCAGUCCCACCUCCACCUUAAACUCCUCUGUCACACCUACAGCACACCUCACCACUGUUCUGCUGCCCUCAUACGUGUCCUGUAUUAUUCUAACAUACUUCUCUCCCACUCCAGACUUCCGCAUGGAGUACCACAGUUCCUCUCUGGGUACUCUGUCAUAGGCUUUCUCUAGAUGUAGCUUUUUCUGACCUUCUCUGUACCUUUCCAUCGAGAUCUGCAAGGCAAAUAAUGCAUCUGUGGUAAUCUUUCUAGGCAUGAAGCCAUACUGUUGCUUGCAAAUACGCACUUCUGUCCUGAGUCUAGGCUCCACUACUCUUUCCCAUGGCUCAUCAACUUUAUUCCACUACAGUUCCCACAGCUCUGUAUAUCACCCUUGUACUUAAAAAUGAGCACCAGCACACUUUUCCUCCAUUCCUCAGGCAUCAUUUCACCCAUUAGAAUUCUGUUAAAACAAGAUGGUCAAAAACUCCACAGCCACCUCUCCUAGAUGCCUCCACAGGAAUGUCAUCAGGACCAAGUGCCUUUCCAUUUUUUAUCCUCUUUAGAUGCCUUUCUUACUUCCUCCUUACUAAUCAUUGCCACUUCCUGGGCCAUCAUACUUGCCUCUUCUACUCUUCCCAAAGUAUUCUUUCCAUCUAUCCAGCACACUGCUUCCAUUUUUUAAUAAUUGCUCCCACGGUUGAUUUCUUCACACCAAGCUGCUUAUCUAAUGCAGAUUCAGUCUUCCCAGCCUGGUGCAGGUCUACAAUUAUGUUUCUGGUGUCCUUUGACAGCUCUUUGGUCUUGGCCAUAGUGGAGUUUGGAGUGUGACUGUUUGAGGUUGUGGACGGGUGUCUUUUAUACUAAUCACGAGUUCAAACAGGUGCCAUUAAUACAGGUAACGAGUGGUGGACAGAGGAGCCUCUUAAAGAAGAAGUUACAGGUCAGUGAGAGCCAGAAAUCUUGCUUGUUUGUAGGUGACCAAAUACUUUUUUUUCACCCACAAUUUGCUAAUCUUUAAAAAUCAGACUGUGAUUUUCUGGAUUUUUUUCUUUUUUUCCCCCUCAUUUUCUCUCUCAUAGGUGAUGUAUACCUAUGAUGAAAAUUACAGGCCUCUCUCAUCUUUUAUACUGGGAGAACUUGCACAAUUGAUGGCUGACUGAAUACUUUUUUUGCCCCACUGUACUUGGCAAAUAAAGAUGAUUCUGAUUCUGAGAUUAUGAAUAUAUGGCUAUUGUAGUUUGCCAAACCAGAAGAGGGUCAACCAUAUUUUCCGCAAUGAAUAUGAUGUUACAGCGCUAUGUGCAAAGAGCCCAUUCUACAUUUAAUGAGAAAAUAAGGACAUAUUAAAGAACAUGGUAUAAACGGAUGUAUAAAAGUGAGGAAAUUAAGUACAUGGGUUCACAUUUGAGCCAAGAUUGCCUUUCAUUCUUUUCUUUACCCAUGCUUAUUGUCUGUACUGACAAAUCAAAGUAUUUUAAUUUUAUGGAAACUUGUUUUGUAAAAAAGAAAUAUAGCGAUAUAUUUAAUUUGAAGUCUUUAAUGUGCAUAAUUUAGCAGUAUAUAUUUUUUUUUAUGGGCAUUCAGUAUGUGCCUGUCUGCUUGAGGAAUUUUCCUUCCCAGACUAAGAUGGUUGUCUUCACAGGAUAACAUUUUGUCCCUGUAUUUACUGAUGUACAGUAUAUGCUGUAAAGGCAUGGUAACAGUUAGCCAAGAUGUUUAUUAACCAUAAUUGGUUGGAUAUUUGUUCAUGUUUCUACUAAUAUUGAUAAAUAAUUUGACGUUGUCAAAAUAAAUAUUCAUUAAGCAGUG